Messenger RNA from Sardina pilchardus (European sardine), 742 nucleotides. Its product is annotated as serum amyloid P-component-like. The record is from RefSeq and is a predicted model, not a curated record. Lineage: Eukaryota; Metazoa; Chordata; Actinopteri; Clupeiformes; Clupeidae. The transcript is spliced from 2 exons. The coding region runs from base 90 to 446 and encodes 118 amino acids.
CAAAAACCUUCAGCCCAGUGGUGCCCGUGUUUUGGAAUUAUUUCUAUCCCUGGACCAGCCUAUGUGCGACCUGGGACUCUGCCACAGGCAUGAGCCAGAUAUACAAGGAUCGACUCAUGAGCGUCAGGAAAGGCAUGUCGAGGAGUCAGAAAUUCUCUGGCACACCUGUGGUAACCCUAUCAGAUUUUGAAGGUCAGGUGACUGACAUUCAUGUGUGGAACAAGACCCUCCCCCUCUCUGAUCUACGCGCCUACUACCAGGGCCACAGCUAUCCCUCAGGAAACCUGCUGAGCUGGUGGGACAUCAGCUACACCUCCCAGGGCUAUGCGGUCCUGCAGGAUGCCUACCCGAUAGGGGGGGCCACUGAGAAGGAACACACUGGGAAAGAGCAGCGGCGGAAACAUGGGCAGCGGAGUAAGUGUCGUCCAGGAGGGUCCAGACAGUGAAGGAGGCCAUGACUGCACUGUUGGAGGCCAUUUUUAAGUACUUGAUUAAAUACAUUGAUAAUUCUGAUUCAACUACUGUGAUGUCAAAAUCAGCAGCUCCUCUUUAUAGUGUAUGCUGAUAUGCAUUUGUAAUCUGGAUGAAACCAUCAUCUACUGACACUUUUUUAACAUUUACAGGAAGCCUUUUUGAUAAAACUGGUUUCAUCAUAUAAAUACUUUUAUUUGGUUGGACCUAUCAAUGUUGACUUUUUUGUCUUUGUAGACCUUGCUUUGUGCAAUGGUAUCAAUAUCUGCAC